Messenger RNA from Talaromyces rugulosus, 1917 nucleotides. RefSeq lists its product as uncharacterized. Gene Ontology annotation, cellular component: Dbf4-dependent protein kinase complex; nucleus. Gene Ontology annotation, biological process: positive regulation of nuclear cell cycle DNA replication; regulation of cell cycle phase transition. The transcript is spliced from 3 exons. Gene Ontology annotation, molecular function: nucleic acid binding; protein serine/threonine kinase activator activity; zinc ion binding. NCBI's taxonomy places the organism in Eukaryota, Fungi, Ascomycota, Eurotiomycetes, Eurotiales, Trichocomaceae. Bases 1 to 1917 code for a protein of 638 amino acids. The record is from RefSeq and is a predicted model, not a curated record.
AUGUCUUCCCACCGACCCCCUUUGGCCAAUGUCCCCAAUGCCGCAAACUCUCCUCACCAUGGCGGCUCCAACGCUGCUGGAGUAAAACGGGCGAACUCAGUAUCUCACUUGGUCACUGUGUUUUCACAGCCACCUCCGAAAAAACGCUUUCUGGAGAAAGACGACGCGGCGUCUCGCUCUCCAACCAAAACAACACGAACGACCAUCUCCAGCCAGACUGCCGAGUCCAGAGUGUUCUCACGACGUACUCACCAUACCCAGGCCACUGCCUUUGAGAGGAAACUGAUUGCCGCGAGAGAAAAAGAACGACAGUCUCAGCCCAGGGGCUCUAAAUAUGAGAAAACCUCUGCCGAAACCAUGGACAAUAUCAGACAGUGGCAAAGACAUUACCGCAAGGCCUUUCCUGGGUUUGUUUUCUACUUUGACAGCAUACCUACAGAUGUGCGGAGUCGAAGCCUCAGGGAAGUGCUUGCGUUGGGUGCUCGUGAAGAAAGGUUCUUUUCUAGAACAGUGACCCAUGUUGUCACCUCACGCCCAAUCCCUGACCCAGAUGCUCCGAGUCCUCUUGAGAGCCCGACACUGGAACAGCUUCCAAUCGAUGGUCAAAUCCAGACCGUGAACCCGUCGUUGCUAGAGAGGAAUGACCACCGCAGGGACCAAGGAAACAACACUGAUGUGUUAUUCCGCGCACGACAGAUGGGUAUGAAAAUCUGGGCGAUCGAAAAACUGCAGCGUAUGUUGGCAGCGAUCAAUGAAGCAGAUACUCCUACGACUUAUGCCGGUGGCCGGACCGGCCUUUCAACCACCAGGGCGCGUGGAGACACCGAGCUUUCUCAAGUUCUUCGCAACGAACGGCUACAUGGCCCCUCUGAUCGCGAUCCAUCACAGCUCAUGAAGGACCUGCUCCUGUUUAAAGGCCCGUACAUUUAUAUUCACGACAUGGAUGAGAAGACCCGGCCUGUCAUGGUGAGAGAAUAUUCCAAAGUUGCCAAGAGGCAGGACGGUACUUGGCCACAAUUUCGCAGUGCACCUCUCGGGAAAUGCCCCUUCAUUGAGGAAGCUCCGUCGAAAAGGGAAAUCGCACGCAUGAGAGAAGAGAGAAAGAAGUCCGCGAUGGCCACCAUCUUAAAAGCAGAGAAGACAGAAAAUGUCAAGAAGCAACCAGUACAGGAACAGGAAAACUCUCGCCAGCACGAUAAUGAAGCCAUGGUUCCUCCUGCGAAGGUGGACACUGAUGUUUCUGCCGUGGCCUCAGGACAAACGGAGCCAAAGAUGUUUCCUAUUCGGCCAGGUUCAUCUCGCAAGAGCUCCGAAAGCUUCAUUGCGCCUGCCUUGACUCGGACCGGCCCAUUCCACCUUGGCCGCGAGCCCACUGCUUCUGGAGUUCAACCCUCGAAUAUUACAUCGGCAAUUCGGUCUCAGAUGAUUUCGUCCACCACAGCUGCUCCUGGAGCCAAGGCAGGGUUGAGCAAAGAAGUGCAUGGGCUGCAACGAAAAGUGCUGGAGAAAGGAAAUGUGGGUAUACCUGGCGGUAGUUUCUCGUCACAUCGAUCCGUUGAGAUGCCCGCCACUGCCGGAGCGUUGGCAGAUGUGCCUUCAAGACCCAAGCAACCAGCAGAGAAGCAGGGCCCUAUCUUGGAAGAAGACACAACGCAGUCCGAAGACAAUGGCAGCCACAAAUUUCAAGUCGCCCAGCGAAAGAACUCUCAACAGGAAGAAGUCAAGGAAAAGAAGCGUGACCCGAAACCGGGAUACUGUGAAAACUGUCGCGAUAAAUUCGACGACUUUGAUGAGCACGUAAUGACCAGAAAACAUCGCAAAUUUGCCACCACCUUGUCCAAUUGGACCGACCUUGACGCACUUCUAGCUAAGCUUAAGCGCCCAGUAAAAGGACAAUACGACAGAAUGGAAGUGUGA